AUGGAUUACAUAUCGGACGACCCCUCCGCUGCUAACUUUCCUGGUACGAUCUCACACGUCCUUGCUGCUGCUGCUGCUGGCGGCUGGCUGCGUCACUCCCCUCGCGGAAACCCCCCAGUCUCCCCUCCACUCCCCUUUCGCCGCUGCCUUCCCGCUGCCUUCCUCAUCCCUGCAGCGAAUGUGCCGCCUUAUCGACACUCUCCAUCUGCCACCCUGUCGUAUCACAUCCUGCUCCCCCGUCCCUUCCGUGCAGGCCCGCCGCGCGUGUCCGCCAACUCGUGCGCGCGCCCAUGCAAGGUGCCGAACCCGCCGAUCAUCAUCAACGUGGGGUUCGAGCGCGACAUUCUGCGCCGCGCCACGCUCCCAAACGACACGCUUGUGAUCAUGCUGCUGUGGAGCAACGUGCGCCUGACACGUGGACUGGUGUUCGGCGCCAACUUUUCGUGCACCAUCUUCAACGCCACGCGCCCCGGCAGGCUCACCAUCUCCCUGCCCAACACUGCCACGCCAGUGUUGGAGCUGUUCAACACGCACAACGUGCUCGUGCACGGCAUCAACUUCCACAUCCCCGUCACCGACGCUGAAACCACCAUCUGCCGCUUCCCCAACAUCGACCAGGUGCGAGACAUCUACAUCGGCCGCUACGCCUGCCCUGCCAUCUUCCUCUUCCGCGUCUUUGCCGUGCAAGUCACACAGGGCACGGUGUUCGGACGCAUUGACGUCAUGCGCGCGGCGUACUCGCGAAUCGACAACAUGCGAGUCACUGUGAAUCCCGCCAACUGGCCGGCUGCUAUCCGUGUGUCGUACUCUGGGCAUGGCCCCACGCUGCAGCGGUCCAAUGUGUGGAUUACAAACAACGAGCUGUUUUCCGGAGGGGAGGGGCGGGAGCAGGCGCAGCGGGCGCGCGUGGGGAUAAUGAUCCUGUGGGGCGGCGUGGGGGUGAACGUGAUGAAUAACCGCCUGCACGACUUUACCCUCGCUGGGAUUCAGAUGGGCCAUGGAAUGAACAACGUCGGCGAUGCCAUGCUCACCAAAGUGGCUUACAAUGAGAUUCGGCACGACUUUGGGGAGACAGGGGCAAACACGCGGCUGGACAACAGUGGGAUUUACUUUGACACGCACUGGGUGAACCCUGGGAACUACCUGCGGUGCAACUAUGUGUACCGCGGGGGGCACUGCCUGUACAUCGACUGGGUGUCCAGUGGGGUCAUCUCGGAUGGGCUUGUGUGCGACCAGACAGCUGAUGGGCUCAAGCUCAACUCUGGAAAGAACAAUAUGAUAUUGGGCAUGGUGAUGAUCAACACGACGCAGUUCUCAGUGGGGUACAUCUCGUGCCAGAACAACCACCUCAACAACUGUGACAACUACGCCGGCCCCAACUGGAACCGCCUCCUCAAAACCUACUUCCAGACGCCCGAGAUCCGAUGGAAUUAUCCAUAUCUGACCAACUUUUGUGGGAAGAACCGCAUCAAUGGCAUUGACUGCAACAACGGCACAGAUGCUGCUCACAGCCGCGCGGUCACAUCUGGAUGCAGCGGGCUGCCCACUGAAAACUACGCAGAGCUAGUUUCUGCCACCCCGUCAGGCUCUCCAAAAUAUGUCAUCUACAUGCCCAACUGUGCGCCGUUCCCCUCCGUGCCUGCUCUCAACCGCAUGCGGUAUUUCGCCACGAGCAUUGACAAGGCAGGGUUCAGGGACCCUAAGAAUGGGGAUUAUGGGCUGAGGAGCAACUCCGAGGGCUCCCUCUCAAUGCAGCUGCCAUCAACACCCAUCCCACCUCAAGCCUUCUUCCUCGUCGCGGCUUUCCAUCCCCCCUCCAUCCUCUCCCAUCCACCCGCUCUCCAAUACCUCUCCCAUCCCCCUCUACCAUCCUCCCUCCCAUCCCACCUGUCCCGUCUCGCUUCCCAUCCCAUCUGUCCCAUCCCUCAUCUGCCAUCCCCCCCUUCCCAUCCCCCAUUACCCUCCCCCUCCCAUCCAACCUUUCCCUCCCCCUCUUACAGCCUUCCCCUGUCGCAGCCAUUCCCUUCAAUUCCUCCUCCCCCGUCCACCCUCCCGCAUCCCUCCGCACUCUUCCACCCUCUCCCAUCCCCAUCCCCUGCCCCCUCUCCCCCACGCCGCGGUGCGCAGGAUCUGUGCGUGUUGCUAUUCACCUCCAGCCGCGAUCCAGGCAUAGUCCCGCGCAACACGCAGCCCCCCGAGCCCGACGGUGACGUGGAGGCGCCGCGCCCGGGGGGGCGGCGGCUACCGCGGACGAAGGACGUGGUGAUAAAGGGCAAGACGGUGAAGGUCAAAUACUGCGACACGUGCAUGUUGUACCGGCCGCCGCGGUGUUCGCACUGCAGCAUCUGCAACAACUGCGUGGAGAGAUUCGACCACCACUGCCCGUGGGUGGGCCAGUGCAUCGGCAAGGUGCGCGCCAGGGGGGGGGAGGGGUAUAGGCACACGGUGCACAGGCAGGGGGAGGGGGGAGGAGGGAACAGGCACGUGCAGGGGCAGCGCAACUACCGCUUCUUCUUCCUCUUCGUGUGCUCCACCACGGCGCUCUGCAUCUACGUCUUCUCGCUCUCCGCCUACCUCAUCAAGGUGUUGAUGGACAAUGCGUAUGAGCCGGGGGGGGAGACGCGCACGGUGUGGCAGGCGCUGGGGCAGGCGCCCAUGGCGGCUGUGCUCAUGGCGUACACCUUCCUCGCUGUGUGGUUCGUGGGGGGGCUCUCCGCCUUCCACCUCUACCUCAUGAGCACUAACCAGACAACGUAUGAGAACUUCCGAUACCGGUACGACAAGAAGGCGUACCCCAACAACCGCGGCAUCAUGCGCAACGUGUACGAGGCGCUCUGCUCGCCCAUCCCGCCCUCCCGCAACCACUUCCGCGCCGACAUCCCCGACCCCUCCGCCCCCCAGCCCCCCGCCGCCCCCUCCGACCCCCAACAGCCCGAGCUCUCCGCUGCCAUCCCCCCUGCGCGGCGUCACAGCAAGGGGUCUAGGCCUGGGUCUAGAGGGUCGUCUGGGGGGAGGUCUCCUGCGCAGCGAGGGGGGAAGUCGCCGGCGCAGCGGGAGUAUGAUUUGGUGGAGGUGACUAAAUUGAGGGAGGACGAGGGCGGGCACGUGGCAGAUCAGAUCGUGGAGGCGGGCGGCGUGAUGCCGGCCGGGGCGGGGGUGGCUCGGUCGGGGUCGAGAGACGGGUCCGGGCGGGAGGGAGGGGGGAGUGGGCGGAAAGGGGGGAAGAAGAAGUCGCAUAGUGGGAAGCUGAGGGAGAAGGGGGAGGGGCGGAAGGGGAAGCAUAGAAAUAGAGGAGAGGGGGAUGGGGUGUGGGAGGGAGUGGAGGGGGCAGUGGGGGUAGGGGAUGUGGUGGGAGGAGGGGGAGGGAUGGGGGGGCAAGUGGCGGUGGAUGUGCAAGGGCAGGAGUAUGUGCAGCGGCGGUACAGCCCCGUGCCACACGUUCCUCCAGACGGGCUCUAG
Messenger RNA from Closterium sp. Naga37s-1, 3459 nucleotides. The record is from the annotation of a GenBank genome assembly. NCBI's taxonomy places the organism in Eukaryota, Viridiplantae, Streptophyta, Zygnematophyceae, Desmidiales, Closteriaceae.